Rubroshorea leprosula is the source of this 929-nucleotide messenger RNA. NCBI's taxonomy places the organism in Eukaryota, Viridiplantae, Streptophyta, Magnoliopsida, Malvales, Dipterocarpaceae. The record is from the annotation of a GenBank genome assembly.
AAUCCCGCGCCAUGCUGCUCUUUUCACUGCACUUGCACUCUCCUCAGUUCUCACAUUCACUUCUUCCCCAUGGAAACCUUCAGAAAAUCUUCUAUAAAGCCUUGGAAGAAAGGUCCAACCAGAGGCAAAGGCGAGGAAUCUGCCUUGGCUUAUGAUGAGGCUGCAAGGAGACUCUAUGGACCUGAUGCUUACCUCAAUCUCCCUCACCUUCAACCCAACUCAUAUUCUCAUCCUACGAACAGAUUCAAAUGGAUUCCUUCAAAGGAUUUCAUCUCCAUGUUUCCUUCUUGUGGUCUGCUCAAUAUCAAUGCCCAACCUAGUGUUCAUGUUAUCCAUCAGAGGCUUGAAGAACUCAAGAAGAACAAUGGAGCUCUGAACCAAUCUUCUUCUUCUUCUUCUAGUUUAUCUUCAUGUGAAUCAAAAACUGAUACUCAGGUCAAAAGCAAGAAGAGCCAGAGGCAGAUAGAAAAUCUGACAACCAAGGAGAAAGAUGUAGAUAUUUUGUCAGAGGAAAUGCUGCAGCGAGAGAAACCACAGAUUGAUAUAAAUGAGUUCCUUCAGCAGCUUCGAAUAGUGAGUGACGAAAAGCAGUCACAAACAGAAGGAAUAGCCUUCGGAGAGAAGAGCUUCAACUGGGAUGCUCUGAUAGAGAUGAAUGGAAUUGGAGCAGAUCAUCAAGGAGUCAAUGCCAGCUUCCAUGUUCAUGAUAUUCUAGAGGAGCUAAUGUGGCCUACAUCCAUUUGGACCUACUAAAAUUAGUAAUAAAUAGAUCUCUUGAUCUUCAGUUAAGUUAGGUACUAUGAUGUUUAGCAGUAGUGCAGGUUGCAUUGCCGUAUCAAGAUGGCAUUUUUGUCCAUUUCUGUAAACUUAUUAAGGAGACAGAGUAAGACAUUGUUAUUAACCACUAGUAAUCAAAUUCCUAAAAGUAA